Catharus ustulatus (Swainson's thrush) is the source of this 1209-nucleotide messenger RNA. Its product is annotated as OX-2 membrane glycoprotein-like. The coding region runs from base 1 to 1209 and encodes 402 amino acids. The record is from RefSeq and is a predicted model, not a curated record. Gene Ontology annotation, molecular function: cell-cell adhesion mediator activity. Gene Ontology annotation, biological process: negative regulation of macrophage activation; regulation of immune response. The transcript has 5 exons. Lineage: Eukaryota; Metazoa; Chordata; Aves; Passeriformes; Turdidae.
AUGGUGGAGGAAGAAGAGUAUGCUUGUGUAAGGGCAACCCUGUCUUUCCAAGGGACAGGUUUGGAGAAGGAUCAUGGGCCUGUGGAGAUGGGAGCAACCUCAAGCAGGAGUAUAAGUAAAUGUAUAAGAAAGGGGAAGUGGCACUCAGAGGCUCUCGCUCCACUCAUCGAGCACACAGCUAAGAUGAUGACAGUCACUUGUCUGCUCCUCUCCAGCAUCUGGAUUGCUGUUCCAGCCUCUGUGCAGGUGAUGAACAGAAAGGUCCAGUCAGUCCAGGCAGGAGGAAAUGUUACUUUUUCAUGCCGGUCAGUCACAAAAGAAGAUGUGAUACAGGUGACCUGGCAGAAGGAGACGGACGGGCCUGAAGACAACAUAGCAACUUACAGCACAAUGAAUGGCCAGAAGAUAGCCAAGGCCUAUGUCAGCCACGUGAGCUUUGCCCACAGCGAGCUACAAGCCUCGGCCAUCUCCCUUCAUGGAGUCACCCUCCACGAUGAAGGAUGCUACAAAUGCAUCUUCAACACCUUUCCCUCGGGAGCUGUCACCGGCAGGAUGUGUCUCAGUGUUUAUGCCAUCUGGGACCCCAAAGUGGAAACUAAGCUUAUACCCAGUCCAGACAAAGCUGAGGACUCUAAGAAAAUGGUGGGGAUGAGCUGCUCAGCAACAGGGAAACCAGCUCCAAAAAUAACCUGGCACCUUCCCAGCAUCCUGCAGCAGAAACCAAGGGAGUACCACAUAGAGUUCCGCAACCAGACCGUGACUGUCAUCAGCAAUUUUACCCACACCCACUCCAAAAUCCUUCAGGAGUUCCCCAUCACCUGCAUGAUCCAACACCCUUCUCUAAAUGUGACCCUGGUCCUGCCCACAGACAGCCUGGAGCAGGAUCCAGACGGCAGCAUGGCACCACCAAUUGUCAUUGCGCUGGGAGUCCUGGUCCCCCUGACCUUCCUUCUUCUCACCUGCCUCCUGUACCACCGCCUCAGGCACCUACAUGACCCAGAGAGGAACCCAGCCUGGCCCUGCUGGGUAGGUCUGCCUUUCCUCAGGGUGCAGCAAUCACCCCCACAGGUCUCAGGGAUCAAUACCAUGACCUGGUUCUGCCCAGCCACACCAGGGCUGCCUGCACACUGCCCAAGCCAGGCUGAACCUGGGCUGGACAGGGACACAGGAAUGGACCCCCAGCCAGAGAGCUGGGAAGGGGAAACCUGA